Lolium perenne is the source of this 2826-nucleotide messenger RNA. RefSeq names its product probable beta-1,3-galactosyltransferase 8. The record is from RefSeq and is a predicted model, not a curated record. NCBI's taxonomy places the organism in Eukaryota, Viridiplantae, Streptophyta, Magnoliopsida, Poales, Poaceae. Gene Ontology annotation, molecular function: galactosyltransferase activity. Gene Ontology annotation, cellular component: Golgi membrane.
AUUCUCCAUUGUGGUUGCAUCUGCUGAGUUACAUGUUGGUGACCCUUUUUUAUUUGGAAUUCCAAGAUGGACCAGUUGCUGCCUGUUAUGGCAUCAUGCUCACAAGGACGACUUGUUGCUUGUGACUGCUUGAAAAAACAGAAACAUCCACACUCAUCAUUCAGAAUGACAAGAAUUGUACAUAGGAAUUUGAUAGUCUUGAAUCACCCUUACCGAAGAUGUUAACUGGUUCCUGUUGUCUUUGACUUGGUUAGAUUGCUUACGGAGGAAUCCUAUGGUUCAUGUAGAAUUUACCAGGGUGUGAAUCUGUCAAGUCCCUGAUUUUGAAAGGCAGAUGAUUUAAACCAUUGUGGCAUCUUCAAGCAGUAGGUCUAGUCUGGGGCGAUGUCAUUGCUGUAGGGAGAAUUUUACCAUUAUUUGGAUUAGUAGGUCUAGAGCUGGUUAGUGGUUACUGGUUACAAAUGAUGCCUACCUGGUGCCUUGAAGUCAGGAAAUCGAGUGUCUACCUUUCCAGGUACCUGCAGAAAGUAGAGAACAGACGCCAUUAUAAUGGACCUUGCUGGUGAUUGUUUCAACCAAGAAGUGGUGACGAAUUUGUUGUUUGUAAUGAGUUGAACUGGUUUUUUUUCUCCCUUUGUGAGCUCUUUACGCUGAAUCUGUGGAGCUUCAACUCUUCAAGCUUGCAGUCAUUCUAGACGUGUCUGCAAAACGUACAAGGGGCAUCACUACGGUGGCAUGGCUGCUUGCUUGUGUUCUGUUCACCUUCGGUGAGGUGGUGAUGCACCUGCUGUUGGAAGUGAGGUGGAACUCCCUUGAGGCUUUGUUAGCGGCGGCGUAACUGGAUUCCACUGUUCAAUGGACUCCGAACUGCUGCUUGUAAGCCUCUUCCAUUUUCUAGGGGAAGAGUUAUGUCAGUUUAGGCGACUUCUGAUUUUCAUUCUUACGAAGAAUUAUUUUCUGUUUUGGCUGGAAACCCAUGGGCCAUGGAACGAUUAUCUAUAAUCGUCAAUCAUGAGGCAAGCGAGAACUGUUCUCGGCAUAUCAUAUGCUGUUUGCGGCGUCAUCAGCACACACAAUUUUCUCGCCAUAUCAAAACAGAGCAGCACACCGUUAACCAAGUACUACUAGAAGAGUCGCAGGCACAACGGUGUACGCUGUAGUGAUCUUUCCUUCGGGGUAUGAACCAUCGCCAUGGCCAGUUAUUGUGAGCUCGAUCACACUGCCAGCAUGUGCUCCUCACACAAAGGGCCUUGCCAACUGAACCGUUUCGCCUGCGGUGCUGGAUCUGGGAUAGAUAGUCGGCGUUUUCGGCGUCGAUUCUGAGAGCGCCCAGCAUCUCCCUCCCCCUGCUUCUUCACUCCUGCAGCGGCAGCAACCGCCUCCAAUCAGAGCGGGCCUGCCGAUCGAUGAUGGCGCUGACACAGCCGCAGUCGGAGAAGAAGGCCGCGCGGGCGAGGCCGAUGUCGGGGAAGGCUGUGCUCGUGCUCUGCGCCGCCAGCUUCUUCGUGGGGCUGCUCCUCAGCGGACGGAUGACGAUCCUGACGUCGCCGCCGUCGGCCACCCGCGGCGCCUCGUCUUCCUCCGGCCACGGCUCCAGGAUUGCUCUCUUCCCCGACGACGACUGCGAGCACAGGCGUAAGCUAGAAGAAGGGAGCAACCCGAACGAUGUCAUGAAAGAGGUGUCAAGAACGCACCAAGCUAUCCGGUCGCUGGACAAGUCGGUGUCGUCGCUGGAGAUGGAGCUGGCGGUGGAGCGCGCCAAGCGGAACGGCGGGCUGGGCGCGUCGGUUCCGUCAAAGGGCCUCCCCAAGGCGUUCGUGGUCGUCGGCAUCAACACGGCCUUCAGCAGCAAGAAGCGGCGCGACUCGCUCCGCGACACCUGGGUGCCCCGAGGCGAGAAGCUCCGGCGGCUGGAGAAGGAGAAGGGGAUCGUGGUGCGGUUCGUGAUCGGCCACAGCGCGACGCCCGGCGGCGCGCUGGACCGGGCCAUCGACGUGGAGGAGGCGGAGACGCGGGACUUCAUGCGGCUGGACCACGUGGAGGGGUACCACGAGCUGUCGUCCAAGACCAGGAUCUACUUCGCCGCCGCCGUCGCCACCUGGGACGCCGCCUUCUACGUCAAGGUCGACGACGACGUCCACGUCAACCUGGGCAUGCUCACCAACAGGCUCGCCCGGUACAGGACGACGCCCAGGGUCUACGUCGGGUGCAUGAAGUCCGGCCCCGUGCUGUCGCAGAAGGGCGUGAAGUACCACGAGCCGGAGUCGUGGAAGUUCGGAGACGAGGGGAACAAGUACUUCCGCCACGCCACGGGGCAGAUCUACGCCAUCUCCAGGGACCUCGCCUCCUACAUCUCCAUUAACCAGCCGAUACUGCACCGGUUCGCAAACGAGGACGUGUCGUUGGGCGCGUGGCUCAUCGGGCUCGAGGUGGAGCACGUCGACGACCGGAGCCUCUGCUGCGCCACGCCGCCAGACUGCGAGUGGAAGAAGCAGGCCGGGAACGUGUGCGCGGCGUCCUUCGACUGGUCCUGCAGCGGCAUCUGCAAGUCCGUGGACAGGAUGAGGGCCAUCCACAGCGCCUGCGGCGAGGGCGACGGAGCCGUCUGGAACUUCGCCGCCGCCGCCUGACCAAGAUACGGCAGCAACGUACGUGUAGACCAGCUCACCAGCCAUAGAUGCUGCAGGGUCGGCAGCAUGUGCUUUUGGCGAUCGGUUCAUGCUUUUUUUGUGGCGCUUUGGAAGUUGCAACCUCUAAGGUUUUGUACGCUCCCACCAACAAUGGCUAAUGGUUUGUGUCGUCCUUGAAUACUUGUUAGGAUCCCAA